AUGGUUGCCGAAACCAUCUCUCUGGGGAUUCUCUCCUUACCAGCUGCUAUAGCCGGGAUAGGCCUGGUUCCAGGACUGAUCCUCCUUAUUGGACUUGGGCUACUCGCUACCUACACAGGUUAUGUCAUUGGACAAUUCAAAUGGAGAUAUCCUCAUAUCUCGAGUAUUGCUGAUGCCGGUGAGCAGAUAAUGGAUCGGUUCGGUCGAGAAUUGUUCGGAACUGGGCAAUUGCUCUUCUUGAUCUUCCUUAUGGCCAGUCAUAUCUUGACCUUCACUGUGGCUCUCAAUUCAAUUACUGGCCAUGCCACUUGCUCGAUCGUUUUCGGUCUUGUUGGACUGAUCUAG
Molecule: messenger RNA, 345 nt
Organism: Penicillium egyptiacum
Lineage: Eukaryota; Fungi; Ascomycota; Eurotiomycetes; Eurotiales; Aspergillaceae
Source: the annotation of a GenBank genome assembly